Messenger RNA from Danio rerio (zebrafish), 1821 nucleotides. RefSeq names its product coiled-coil domain containing 137 (gene ccdc137). Lineage: Eukaryota; Metazoa; Chordata; Actinopteri; Cypriniformes; Danionidae. The record is from RefSeq and is marked provisional.
GUAACUCGCUGGUGUUUGUUGCUAAUUCUCCGUGGCGCAGAAGAAGACUGGAGGAACACACACGCGACACACGAGUUUACAGUCAACUGGGGAAAACGCUGUUUUUUACACAAGAAAUACACAAUGAAAACAGAAAAACAACUCAAACAGAAGAAUGAGAAACAUUUCAGUAAAAAGAAGUCAAAGAAAAAUGCUGACCCUGGAUCAGACGACCACCUCAAUCAGAUUCCUCAUCGAUUACGAGAAAUCAUGAAGAGUAAGGAAAGGAUGAAGCAGGGCUUUAAAAAGAAGAAAAAAGACUCAAAGCCUAAGAUGCUCUCUGGAGAUAUUCCUGUCCCGCACUUCCGCAGAAGGCAGAGAGAGUCCGAGAAAGCUUACGUCCGCCGCAUGACAGAAGAGGCGGAGCAUGUCCUCUUCCUCACAAACAACCAAGUGGAGCGACAUCCGGAGGUGGAGCUAAAGAAAGAGGAGGAGCCGACGGGGGAAAAGAAACCUGCUAAAAAGAAAUGGGAUAAAUUCAAACUACAGCAGCAGAAAAAGAAGUUAAACCAGCAAGUGGAACGUGACGAGGAGGAGAUGUUUAAAGAUGAAGUGCAAUUUGGAGAAGUGGCCAUGGCACCUCCAUCACUGAGUGUCAAACCAAAGAAAGCCACAGUCAAACCUCAGGGGGCGUCCAAAGGUCUUCUCUUGAACUCCCUCCUUGGCCACAGCUCUGUGUCGGUGAACAAACCUUCGAUGGCGAGGAAGAGGAUUAUGGAGGAAGAGCGUGAGAGAGUAGUGCAGCUUUACAGACAGAUGAAGCAGCAGAAACAGAGGCACAAACCUGACAGCUCUGCAACAAACUCCACAUGAUGCUCUGAUUCUAUCACUUUGUAUUGCGUGUUUGCUACCUCUCCACUGGGUAAAAUCACUGUAUUGAAGAAAUUUCUGGCAGCAUAUUUACAAGAGGGUGUAGCGGGAUUGUGUUAAUGACAAAUCCACACUUUUAUAUAAUGCACUGAGAUGCAUUUAAAACUAAAAUUAAGUUUGCCUAGCAUUUUUAUUUUGUGUUGCAAUGGUUUAUUUCUGUUGCACUUGACACAAUCUCAAUUGUAUAAUAGCAAUUACAUAGGUGGAGAUUAAUAGGAAUAUACUACGAGUUCAAUUACAAUACUUUUCAAUUUAAAGCAAGUUUAAAUUAAUAAGCAGUUCUUUAAAUCAGCAGUUUAAUGCUGUUUAAUGUGCAUGAUUAAAUGUGGUUACAGCUUUUUCAGAUGAUACAUUCAUACUGGCCACAGGGAGCUGUUGUCUGUUUUUGCUGAUUAUAAAGAGCUGUUUUGUGGUUGUUUAUGAGUGCAGAUGUACCAUCUCAUCUAGAUGUAGGUCUAGGGAUUAUUGAGAGCAAGACAUAAUAACAUGAGCACGAACUGAAAUCUUAUAUCUCAUGCACACUCAAAUAAAUGAUUAAUUAUAUUUACUAAAAAAAAAUUUAAGGUCAGUGGGUGCAAACAAUUUAUUUGGCUUGAAUUUGAACAAACAAAUGACGUCGAACAUUACUAAGUUUAAGUUGUUUUAAUUCAGGCCAUAUAAAUGGUUUGCAACAAUAGUAAGAUAAGCAAACGUAUUUAUCUGCAGCCUUAUCUAAAGUUAGCAGUGAAAUUGUAGACAAAUAAAAUAUUAACAGAUUAGUACAACCAUUAAGGGAAAAAACUGCUUUGUUUUCAACAUGCCAUGUGGGAUAGGGUUUAGGGUCGGCAUUGAAAUAGUGCAAAAUGUAAGCUCAAAAAUUCUUUGAAAAUGCAUUUUCUGAGAAAUGUCAGAGAAACUAAUAAUAAUAAAAAA